CAUCCACAGCGAGAAGUGAUGCAGCGCGACUGAGACGCGCAGUUGAGGUGGAACAACGGGCAACAAAAAAGCUGCAGUGAACGGAUACACUUGGCUCCCGACGUGCGCCUUCACAAGCCUGGAGAGGAGAAAAAAAAUAUCCUCUUAGAAUAAACUUCACUAAAAGGUGCUGGCUGCCGCCCUAUGUGAGACUGAGGAACCUUUCCUGCUUCAGUAGAUUACAGCAUGAGGACUGAUCCGAUACUCUGACCAAAGACUGCUGGACACAGACCGCUGAGGGGGAAGAAGACAGAAGGCUGUGGUGGUGGUGGUGGUGGGCAUGGAUAGAAGGAAAGUUUACGUAUUGAUGGCGCUGUGGGCCAUGGCUCACCUCAGCUCUCCAGGAUACGGACUCAGGGCCCUGCGAAGGACUACAGGGGGGCGGAGGGGGUCCGCAGGACUGACAGGACAGGACGCCAACGGUGUGCCGCUCAGGCGCUCCAAACGAGGUUGGAUGUGGAACCAGUUCUUUUUGCUGGAGGAGUACACCGGGUCGGACCUGCAGUAUGUCGGAAAGCACAGCUGGAAACUGCUGAGCAUUGAAAGUCUGGUCAGAUUCAUAGCUCUGCUUCACUCAGAUUCAGAUCGAGGUGAUGGAAGUGUGAGGUACGUCCUCACCGGGGAUGGAGCGGGGACCCUUUUUAGGAUAGACGAGAAGUCGGGGGAUAUCCACGCCACCAAGAGGCUGGACAGGGAGGAGAAGGCCUUCUACAUCCUCCACGCCAAAGCUGUCAACCGCUUCACUAACGAGGCGCUGGAGGGCGAGUCCGAGUUCAUCAUCAAGAUCCACGACAUCAACGACAAUGAGCCGAAGUUCACCAAGGACGUGUACAUGGCCAGAGUCCCUGAGAUGACCGACAUUGGCACCUCGGUAAUUCAGGUGACAGCCAUAGACGCAGACGAUGCCACAUACGGGAACAGCGCCAAGGUGGUGUACAGCAUCCUGGAGGGCCAGCCGUACUUCUCUGUGGACCCGGAAACUGGCCUGAUCAAGACAGCCCUGCCUGACAUGGACAGAGAACUCAGAGAGAACUACGAGGUGGUGAUCCAGGCUAAAGACAUGGCGGGACAGAUGGGCGGGCUUUCGGGAACCACGACGGUCAGCAUCACCCUCUCCGAUGUGAACGACAACGCUCCACGUUUCACCAAGACCUUCUACGAUUUCAGAGUACCCGAGAGCACCGAGCUGGGGUCUUCAGUGGGAGUGAUCCGAGCCACGGACGCCGACAUCGGAGAGAACGCGGAGAUGGACUACAGGAUUAUGGGGAGCGACGGGCCCGGCAUGUUUGAUAUCACCACCAAUAGGAGCACUCAGGAGGGCGUCAUUGUGCUGAGGAAGCCUCUGGACUAUGAGAGGAAGGAGCAGUACACUCUGCGGGUUCAGGUGGAAAACGUCCACAUCAACCCUCGCUUCUUCUCCAUGGGCCCCUUCAGGGACGAGGCCAACAUCAAGAUCUUCGUGGAGGACGUGGACGAGCCCCCGGCAUUUGAACGCGGCAGCUACGUCAUGGAGGUCAAAGAAGACGCAGCCAAGAACACCAUCAUCGGCUCCGUCAGCGCGUCCGAUCCCGACAUCAAACACAGUCCUGUCAGGUACGCUAUUGAUCGGCGCACAGACAUGGACAGAGUGUUCAACAUCCAUGCCGGUAACGGGUCAGUGUUCAUCCUCAGGCAGCUGGACAGAGAAGAGAACGCCUGGCACAAUAUCUCCGUCAUUGCCUCAGAGUACAACAACCCGCGACAUACCAGCAGUGUGCCGGUUUACAUCCGAGUCCUGGACGUCAACGACAACGCUCCAACAUUUGCCACCAAUUACGAGAUGUCUGUGUGUGAGAACGCUAAGGCUAAUCAGAGGAUACAAACCAUUAGUGCCACGGAUCCUGACGAGCCACUCGGAGGACAUCGGUUCUUCUUCAGUCUUGCGGAGGAGGCUGCUGGGAAGGCUAACUUCUCUGUUCGUGAUAACAAAGACAACACAGCCUGGAUCAUGACACGGAGGAACAGCUACAACAGCCUACAGAAGAGCAUCUACCACGUGCCUGUGGUCAUUUCUGACGGAGAGUACCCUAUGCAAAGCAGCACCAACACGCUGACCAUCAGAGUGUGCACCUGCGACCGCGAGGGCAACAUGAAGCUGUGCAACGCCGAGGCCCUGACGGCGAGGGCGGGACUCAGCACGGGAGCCCUGGUGGCCAUCUUGCUUUGUGUCAUCAUCCUGCUUAUGAUCGUGGUGCUGUUUGCUGCCCUGAGGAGGCAGAGGAAGAAGGAGCCUCUGAUCAUCUCCAAGGAGGAUGUUAGAGACAACGUUGUCAGCUACAACGAUGAAGGAGGCGGAGAGGAGGACACUCAGGCUUUUGAUAUCGGCACACUGCGCAACCCAGAGGCCAUCGAGGAGAGCAAGCAAAGAAGGGACAUCGUCCCCGAAACCUUCUACCCUCCGGUCCGACGGCCAGUGCUUCCUCCUACCCGGGACAAUAACGGGGACGUGAGGGACUUCAUCAACCAGAGGCUCCAGGACAACGACAGCGACCCAACGGCGCCGCCUUAUGACUCCCUGGCCACCUACGCCUACGAGGGCAACGGCUCGGUAGCGGAGUCCCUCAGCUCACUGGAGUCGGUGACCACCGAGGGCGACCAGGACUACAACUACCUGAGCGAGUGGGGACCCCGGUUUAAGAAACUGGCGGACAUGUACGGGGGCGACGACAGCGACAGGGAUUCCUAACGAGAGCCUGGCACACAGCAGACGGGGAUAGUUCGAGUUCGAGAAACACACAUUAUAAACUUUUUUGGGCGGUUCUGGUGCAUGUGUGGCGAAGAAAAAUGGCGAGAAAGGACAGAGAAACGGGCACUGUUUGUCCAAGUGCUCUUUCACCACGCCAUCGAUCACCAUUCAGUUGUCCCUCCGGUGACCAGACGUAGGCUUUGUGUGUCCAGUCAGUGUUAGUUGCGUUUUUCGCGAGGGCACAGUGAAAAGAAACUUUGUGUCAAGACUUUUUUUUUUUUUUUUUUUUGUGUGUGUGUGUGUGUAUGGGGUGUACAUGAGGCCCAAGUAUAUCUAUACCGAUAUCUUUUUUUUGUUUGUUUUUCCAAAGCUGCCUGUGAUGGACACGUUCAACAAGCAGUUUUGUAAACCAACAGAUAUGCCUAUGUAUUUUUCAGUGUUUCUGGGACAAAAACAUGCUGCAUAUUGUGAGUUCUAUCUUAGCUUGUGUACGUACGGUAAUAUGAUACAAUACGCUGUACAGUUGUUUUGUUUUUCUAGGGAUUUCUAUCAUCCAAAAAUGACCCCCCAACC
Molecule: messenger RNA, 3337 nt
Organism: Thunnus maccoyii (southern bluefin tuna)
Lineage: Eukaryota; Metazoa; Chordata; Actinopteri; Scombriformes; Scombridae
Product: cadherin-6-like
Exons: 13
Coding region: 320-2764 (814 amino acids)
Biological process (GO): cell-cell junction assembly; calcium-dependent cell-cell adhesion; adherens junction organization
Cellular component (GO): catenin complex; plasma membrane; adherens junction
Molecular function (GO): calcium ion binding; cadherin binding
Source: RefSeq, a predicted model, not a curated record